AUGCCGGGAAUUCCCGGUCAGCAGAGAGCAGCUUUCCCCUGGGCUCUACCACGACUAGUCCAAUGUCUAUCCCUUGUUCUGAUCUUGUUAGUGGGCGCUCGUACCCAUCAGGCAAGGAGAAUCCUCCGUGGGGAAAUGUCGGGGUUUUUGAGCUAG
Messenger RNA from Fusarium proliferatum ET1, 156 nucleotides. RefSeq lists its product as uncharacterized. The transcript has a single exon. The record is from RefSeq and is a predicted model, not a curated record. Bases 1 to 156 code for a protein of 51 amino acids. Lineage: Eukaryota; Fungi; Ascomycota; Sordariomycetes; Hypocreales; Nectriaceae.